Messenger RNA from Phaeoacremonium minimum UCRPA7, 1377 nucleotides. Its product is annotated as putative pap2 superfamily protein. The transcript is spliced from 2 exons. Bases 1 to 1377 code for a protein of 458 amino acids. NCBI's taxonomy places the organism in Eukaryota, Fungi, Ascomycota, Sordariomycetes, Togniniales, Togniniaceae. The record is from RefSeq and is a predicted model, not a curated record. Gene Ontology annotation, cellular component: inositol phosphoceramide synthase complex. Gene Ontology annotation, biological process: sphingolipid biosynthetic process; inositol phosphoceramide metabolic process. Gene Ontology annotation, molecular function: inositol phosphoceramide synthase activity.
AUGGCGAAGCCCAAGCUGCCAUUCCACUGGCCCGGCGCCCUCAAACUCGCCAGCUUCAACCCCAUCCCCCCGAGUUUCCGCCCCAACCGAAGACGCAGCCGGACAAAGUCGCGACCAACCUACGACGACAAGCCCGACAUCACGAAGCUACAGACCUCCUUCAACCCUCUAGAUGGCGUUCGUGCGCUUCUGCGUCAGAGAUGGCACUUCCUAGACAUCCAGUACUUCAUCUUGGCGUUCCUCAUGGCUUUCUCUAUGACAAUUGCUCCCAUGCCCACCGUCGUGCGGGUCGUGGUGCCUAUUCUCACGACCUUCUUGCUUCUCAUGCCCGCCACAAGACAGUUUUUCCUGCCGUCUAUGGUCAUCUGGGUAUACCUCCUAUAUUUCUUUUGCAGCCGCUUCAUCCCCUAUGAGUACCGCCCACACAUCUGGGUCAAGGUGCUCCCCGCGUUGGAGAACGUCAUGUACGGUGCGAACCUGUCGAAUAUUCUGUCAGAGCAUACGCAUCCUGUUCUAGAUCUGCUUGCCUGGUUCCCCUACGGCAUUGGACACUUUGGAGGGCCGGCAGUGACCUCUGCGGCUCUGUUCCUCUUCGCCGCGCCUGGAACCACCCCAAUUUUCGCCAAGUCAUUUGGAUGGCUCUCGACUCUGGGUGUCACCAUUGCUAUCGUCUUCCCAUGCACACCGCCUUGGUAUGAGAAGGCUAACGGUCUGGAGCCCGCUCACUAUGGCAUGCCUGGAUCGCCGGCUGGCUUGGCCCGGAUUGAUGCCAUGUUCGGAGUGGAUAUGUACACUACCAGCUUUACAACCGCCCCGAUGCCUUUCGGCGCAUUCCCCAGUCUCCACGCUGGUGUUGCGACAAUCGAGGCGCUAUUUCUGAGCUUCUGCUUCCCUCGCUUCCGAGGCUUCUUCAUUGCUUACGUCGGCUGGCUGUGGUGGGCUACCAUGUACCUCAACCACCAUUACGCAGUCGAUCUGGUUGCUGGAAGUCUGCUUUCAUGCAUAAUCUUUUAUAUUGCAAAGGCACGGUGGCUACCGCGCCCCCAGCCAGACAAGAAGAACCGAUGGCAGUAUGAGUACGUCGAGAUCGGCGACCGCCCAAGACCAUUUGACGAGGAAUACGGCUACAAAUUUGCCGAUGGCUACGGUCUCGGGCUUCUCGAGAGGGAGAGCGUCGGUGACAGCGAUGAGUGGACUUUGGGCAGCAGCUCCAGCUUCAGCUCAUCUGGCCGAACCAGCACAACCAGCCCGACUCUAAUGAGCCCAUCGACACCCGAGGACGAAUACCGACACAUGUUGGUUCCUCAGGGAAGCGUUUGGGAUGGCGACUUGCUCCGGCGGGAGAGCGAGUUUGCCGAAGCCGUAGCGGUGCGAUGA